UUCAUUGUCUGCCCUUCUACCCCCUCCUCCUUGCUGCCAUUCACUUUCACUUAGACACCCUCAGACUCGCCCGCACCCCCCUCACCCUUACCGUCAGAGGCUAUAGUCCUGCAUAAAAAUGCGCUAACUAUGUUAGCGCGUCGCUUCCUGUCGCUGCCUUGUGGAACCCUGCCUUUACUAUAAUAUAUAAGGUGUUUACUAGACUGACUUGUCUGCUGCUGUCUCUUGCUCCAACAGCAACCUCUAAACGCAACAACAGCGUCUUGAUCAGUAUUAUCGGCUCUAGAGCGACCGCGGUAGAAGUGACCAAAGCAACGACAACAGUGAACAAUCAUCAUGCCGACUGAAGCAGAGAACGUUCAGUAUCUGUACCUCGUGCUCACCAACGAUGGUCCGCCAACGAUCGACUGGGAUGCUGUUGGCAACGCCCUCCAGCUCAACAAGGGUGCCGUCUCGAAGCGCUGGUCUCGCCUGAAGAAGUCGAUGGAGAACGGUGAGAGCACCAGCGGCUCAACCUAUCAGUUUCUCUGGCUCUGUGUCAAGCACAGCAAGGAUGAUACGGCCAAGAACUGGUCCGACAUCGCCGCGAAAUGCAACACCACUUCUGGCGCCGCGUCCAAGCGAUACUCUCGCAUGAAGCAAGCCUUUGACCAGGGCGUUGCUCCUCCCGGUGCAUCCCCUCGCCCUCCAAUCAAAAAUACCCCGACCAAGCCCAAGUCCACCCCCAAGAAGCGGAAUGCUACCAUCCCUGGUGAUGAUGAUGAUGUCGAUACCCCGACACCCAAGCGCAAGCGCGCCCCGCCCAAGAAGAAGGCUCCUGCCACUGAUGAGCAGAAGUUCCAGGCUGACUCCGACGAUGAGAUCAACGCCAGCGAGGAAGACGUGAAGCCCAAACGCGCUAAGCCUGCGAAAGCGAAAGUUACGCCCAAGCCCAAGGGCAACGCCAAGGGCAUUAAGGAAGAGGAGCUGAAUGAAGAGUACCUGGAUGAUGAACAUAGGGCUGAUCGUAUUCAGGACUGGCUGCACACCAGCGGCUAGAGCUUGAGAAGCUUGUUGGUGUGGUCGAUUCGACUGAGUAUUGAGAUGGUUAUUGCGAUGGAAAGGAUUGGCGUCAUUGGUGCGGUUGGGACAUUC
Messenger RNA from Cucurbitaria berberidis CBS 394.84, 1134 nucleotides. RefSeq lists its product as uncharacterized. The record is from RefSeq and is a predicted model, not a curated record. The transcript has 4 exons. Bases 337 to 1038 code for a protein of 233 amino acids. NCBI's taxonomy places the organism in Eukaryota, Fungi, Ascomycota, Dothideomycetes, Pleosporales, Cucurbitariaceae.